This is a messenger RNA of Drosophila miranda, 1521 nucleotides long. RefSeq names its product trypsin-1. Gene Ontology annotation, biological process: proteolysis. The transcript has 2 exons. Gene Ontology annotation, molecular function: serine-type endopeptidase activity. Bases 70 to 1323 code for a protein of 417 amino acids. NCBI's taxonomy places the organism in Eukaryota, Metazoa, Arthropoda, Insecta, Diptera, Drosophilidae. The record is from RefSeq and is a predicted model, not a curated record.
GGAUUGGCAAAGUGGACGUGCCACCGGCCAGAACCACUUUUGUUGCUCGGCCAUGGGAAUUUGGGUGAAAUGGGGCUGGCUGGCUUUCAAAUAUCGUUUCUGCCUGUUCAGUUCGCCACUAGCCACGGCAGUCGGUGGUGUCGCUCUGGAGAAAGCAAAGCCACAGCCGAAUCAAAAGAGUUUAGUGAAAUGAGUAGAGCUUCGAUUGGACUAGUGAUCUGCCUGGUGCUGGGCCUGGGCCUGGGCCUGGCCCAAACCUUUGCCGAGGAGCAGCCAUCUCGUCCGGAAGCCACACCGGUUUCGCCCCUUCUAAAGCAGUCCCAGAACACCUUCAUCCAGUGGGUGCUAUCGCUGCUGCCUCAACGUCCGGGCAGUUCCGAUGCCGAGAACGCCACGUUGGCCACCCUGAGUAGCAGCUCCACGAAGCCGGAGCCCGCGAGCAGCACCACCACCUCGACGACGCCAGCGCCCACCUCCAGCACCACCACCACCAGGCGGGCCACGACCGCGGCGCCACCUACCCUCAGUCCGCCGCGCAACUGCACCGACUGUGUCUGCGGGAUAGCCAACAUCCAGAAACGGAUUGUCGGGGGCCAGGAGACGGAGGUGCACCAGUACCCCUGGGUAGGCAUGCUCCUCUACGGCGGUCGCUUCUACUGCGCCGCCUCGCUGCUCAACGACCAGUUCCUGCUCACUGCCUCCCACUGUGUAUACGGCUUCCGUCGGGAGCGGAUCACCGUGCGCCUGCUGGACCACAACCGCAAGAUGUCCCACACCCAAAAGAUCGACCGGAAUGUCGCGGAGGUGAUCACACAUCCCAAGUACAAUGCCCGAAACUACGACAACGACAUAGCCAUCAUUAAGCUGGACGAGCCCGUGCAGUUCGAUGAGGUGCUGCAUCCCGUGUGCAUGCCCACGCCGGGUAGAAGCUUCAAGGGGGAGACGGGCAUCGUCACUGGCUGGGGCGCCCUCAAGGUUGGCGGUCCCACCUCGGACACACUUCAGGAGGUGCAGGUGCCCAUCCUGUCGCAGGACGCGUGCCGCAAGAGUCGUUACGGCAACAAAAUCACGGACAACAUGCUUUGCGGCGGCUACGACGAGGGUGGCAAGGAUUCCUGCCAGGGCGACAGCGGCGGUCCGCUUCAUAUCGUGGCCAGCGGAACGCGAGAGCAUCAGAUCGCCGGUGUGGUCUCUUGGGGCGAGGGCUGUGCCAAGUCCGGUUAUCCUGGUGUCUAUGCCCGCGUGAAUCGCUACGGCACCUGGAUCAAGAAUCUCACCAAACAGGCUUGCCUCUGCCAGCAGGAGACCAAGAAGAUCAAGUAGUUCUAGUUCUAGCGUGUUCAGUAGUCUUGCUUUAAUACUCUGGCCAGCGAAGAUGAGCGACGAAUGGAGACCCAAAACCCAAUUUAUCCUCAGCAAAACUGUCGAUUGAAAGAUAGGUUUUCAUUAUGACAAAACCUAUUGUUUCUGUAACAAAAACAACUUAUAUCUGAAGAAAGUAGGGCUUUUUCCCAAAGAAAA